AUGAAUUCAAGCGGUUUUUCUUUGUUGAUGAGGCUAUCAGAAAUGCAUCUCAAAGCGCCUUGGUCACUUAAAUUUUCCAUCCGUGUUGCUGUCAUUCUUCUCUUAUGCUUCAAUCUUAAAGGUCCUUUCUUUCUUGGUUCUGCAGCCUUGGUAAUUAAUGCAAAUGAAACAGAUCGACAGGCUUUGCUCCAGUUUAAGGCCAAGAUAGCUGGUGAUCAGCUUGGGAUUAUGCGUUCGUGGAACAACAGCGUCCAUUUUGCAAAUGGCCUGGUGUUAAAUGCGGACGAUGACAUCAGAGAGUUACCAGUUGGUCAACUUCCUUCCAACAUAUCUGGUUGUUGGAAGCUGAAACAUCUUUACAUUGGACACAAUCUGCUAGUUGGAGAAAUACCUGCUACACUUGGCCACUUGUCAAACCUGAAGGAAUUAGGCCUUAGCAACAACACAUUAAGAGGUAGUAUCCCUUCUUUUUUAGGGAACCUGUCGUCUCUGGAGAAAAUCUAUCUGUCUCUAAAUAGAUUGUCUGGGGUUAUCCCUGAAGCUAUUGACCAACUAAAGAAUCUUACAGCGCAUUCAAUGAACGCUCGAGUGGGAUGA
This is a messenger RNA of Durio zibethinus, 597 nucleotides long. Lineage: Eukaryota; Viridiplantae; Streptophyta; Magnoliopsida; Malvales; Malvaceae. The record is from RefSeq and is a predicted model, not a curated record.